GGCGUCACACGGUCAUGUGACCACCAGGCGUGUAGGAAGGGGAGGGCUCUGACAAGGAACCGUGCUCAGCACUGAGAGCUCCGUACAGGACAUGGCGUCUCAUUUCAGUGGAGUGCUGCAGCUGACCGACCUGGACGAUUAUAUCGGGCCAUCCCAGGAUUGCAUUAAACCAGUUAAAGUUGAGAAGAAACCUGGAAAAGCAGCAGCCAAGAUCCGAAUUGAAAAUGAUGGGAGCUAUUUCCAGGUUAAUGAGGACGGAGCUUCCCAAAAGCUAGAAAAAGCAAAGAUUACAUUGAACGAUUGCCUGGCCUGUAGUGGCUGUGUCACCUCUGCAGAAAGCAUCUUGAUCACCCAGCAAAGCCAUGAAGAAUUGUACAAGAUUCUAGCCCAGAACAAAAUAGAAGGUCCUUCUCAGCAAAAGCUGGUGGUAGUGUCCAUCUCGCCACAGUCUCGGGCCUCCAUGGCUGCGAAAUUUAACCUAAAUAUCCCAGAAACUGCUAAAAAACUGACUUCCUUUUUCAAAGCACUAGGUGUUCACCAUGUUUUUGACACAAGCUUCUCCAGAAACUUCAGCUUGUUGGAGAGUCAGCAAGAGUUUAUAAAGCGAUACAAGAGACAGAAAGAAGAUCAGAAUGCCCUUCCCAUGCUGGCCUCUGCCUGCCCAGGCUGGAUUUGUUAUGCUGAAAAAACACAUGGCUCUUUCAUCAUCCCAUACAUCAGUGUCACCAAGUCACCACAGCAAGUCAUGGGAUCCCUGAUCAAAAAUCACUUUGCACAGACACAGAACCUAAAGCCAAAUCAGAUAUACCAUGUGACAGUGAUGCCCUGUUAUGACAAAAAGCUAGAGGCUUCUAGACCAGACUUCUUUAACCAGGAAUAUGAGACCCGAGAUGUAGAUUGUGUCAUUACAACUGGGGAAGUUCUGCGAAUAUUAGAACAAGAAGAAAUGUCUUUGGCAGAUGUGAAUCCCUGUCCACUUGAUACAGAAUUCACCUCUGUGAUGGACGACGAGCCAGUGGGACAUGAAGGAGGGGGAUCAGGUGGAUAUCUAGAACACAUAUUUAAACAUGCAGCACUGGAGUUAUUUGGGAUUCAAGUGGAUGAAAUAAAAUACAAGCCUCUAAAGAACAAGGACUUUCAGGAAGUGACCCUGGAGAAGGACAAUAAGGUGCUGUUGCACUUUGCUUUGGCAUAUGGUUUUCGGAACAUACAGAAUCUGGUUCAGAAGCUAAAAAGAGGACGCUGCAAUUACCAUUAUGUGGAAGUGAUGGCCUGUCCUUCAGGCUGCUUAAAUGGAGGAGGACAGAUUCGAGCAGAAGGAGAACCUAGUAAGGACUUGCUGGAGAGGGUGGAACAGCUUUACAGUUCUGUGAGAAAUGAGUUACCAGAGAAGAAUGAGAGAGUGAAGGAACUAUAUGAACAGUUGCUUGGAGGGAGAGGUGGUCUCAAGGUAGAAGAGGCCUUACUUACACAGUAUCAUGCGGUAGAGAAAACUACCUCUGGACUCAACAUUAAAUGGUGAUUGGAGGAUGCAGUCGUUCUUUGCAGCAUAUGUUCUAGACCACAAACACUUUUAACUGUAGGUUAUAUAAAAGUCUAAGCAUAUAAUGCUGUCUCAAAAGUGAGUGCCUUGAUGUUCUUGAAAUGCCUAUGGCUAGGAGGACGUGAUGGAACUUUUUGAGCCUUAACAGCUGGCCACAGGUUGGCACUGUACUGUCUUGGACGGUGUUAGGAAUACAGAUUUCUAUCAUUUUCAUGUCAUCUGCCAUGUUUAAAGUUAGAAAAACAUUUCCAACCCCUGAUCUGAUCCAUCAUUGCUCUUUAUUAUGGUGUUUAUCUCAGGGUCUUUGAGACUUUCUCACUUUUUGCACUAAAACAUGUUUUACAAACUGUAUUUCAGAAAGUAAUGCUUAUACCAUGUGUCUUAUGUUGUAUAUUUGGUGUGUGUGUGUGUGCAUGAUUUAUGCUCUAGAUAAUGAUUCAUAAUAUAUUGUUUAGCUGAGUCUUGUGUGACAAUAUUUUAUGGUCUAUAUAAUUUUUUUGUUCAAUACGUUUUUAUUGUAAAAAAUAAAAGAGAAAAGACAGAU
Messenger RNA from Rana temporaria (common frog), 2087 nucleotides. RefSeq names its product cytosolic iron-sulfur assembly component 3 (gene CIAO3). The record is from RefSeq and is a predicted model, not a curated record. Gene Ontology annotation, cellular component: cytosolic [4Fe-4S] assembly targeting complex. Gene Ontology annotation, molecular function: 4 iron, 4 sulfur cluster binding. The transcript is spliced from 11 exons. Gene Ontology annotation, biological process: iron-sulfur cluster assembly. The coding region runs from base 92 to 1522 and encodes 476 amino acids. Lineage: Eukaryota; Metazoa; Chordata; Amphibia; Anura; Ranidae.